Molecule: messenger RNA, 6099 nt
Organism: Acanthopagrus latus (yellowfin seabream)
Lineage: Eukaryota; Metazoa; Chordata; Actinopteri; Spariformes; Sparidae
Gene: ndst2a
Product: N-deacetylase/N-sulfotransferase (heparan glucosaminyl) 2a
Exons: 15
Coding region: 881-3601 (906 amino acids)
Cellular component (GO): Golgi apparatus
Molecular function (GO): heparan sulfate N-sulfotransferase activity; deacetylase activity
Source: RefSeq, a predicted model, not a curated record
ACUACUGAUAUUCCUGUAGUCUUUCCAGGAUAACAGCGAAAACAGUGUCGUCAUUUGGACCUUGGUCUGUGAAAACAAACAUUAGAUAAAUAAUUUGGGGGGUUAAAUUUUAAACCCUCCCCGGUUAUAGUUUGGUUGAGUCCAGAGUUCCUGUAGAUCCAAGAUGGCGGAAUAAGCAGCGACGUGCAGAAGUUCACUUUUAACUCUCUACCCUGAAGCUUUUCAUCUUCCCGUUCUCUUGUCGGAGUAUUAUUUAUUGAGAGCGAACGCUGAUACUCACAGCAAUGUUGAGUUGAAGAUCUAACAGUGGAGGCAAAGCCAGUCCAAGCAACUGUCUUUUUCUGGGAUGUCCAGGCUUGGUGGCCUGAGGGGGUCCAGCCCCGAAGCACAGGCCACCAGCACAGACACAGUACACAAGCAUCUACAGAUGGACACAUCCACCUCUAAAGAACCCUGCACAGCUGUUUGAAAGAGAGAACUGAUCAAGCAGCGAGCAGGCUUGACUUGGGACCUGAUACUAUGGACCCAACUAGUCCUCAGAGAGAUCAUCUUCAUCGGCGCCUCCGUCUUUAUCUGAUAUAGGACAUUCUAUUUCACAUUCCAUCCAUCAAAUAAUCAUCUGUCCUUCCCACUGUUCAUUCAGUUGUUUGAGAUUGUUUGGUGUGCUGCAGAGCAAGAAGUGGAAGGCAGGUAAUGGAUGAUGCGGGCCAUGGUGACCUAGUGUAAAUGGCUAUUCCUCAGCACAGCUCAGUGCCAGUAUUUACUGCUCGAUCUUCCACCUCCAUUCCCUCCUCCUCUCACUCCUCUUUCACCUCUCUCACCUCCAUCCCCGUUCACUGCGGCUGGUUACUACCUAUUCCUGCCUCUCCCCUCCAAAACCAUGGUAGGUGCUGGUCUUGGUGUGUGGAAGCUAAUGAGAGGUGUGCGCCAGCUGGAGCUUCACCGCCUCAUCCUGGCACUUAUCAUCUUCUGCUUGCUAUCUAUGGCCUUCCUGGCUUACUAUGUCUCCAACAGCCCGAAAAUCAAGGAGGCCCCCCCUUUACCCUUCAGUGACUGUGGUGGAGGAGGGGGGAUGUCACCUGGAGCGAGUACUGGAGCUGCCGGAGCAGGUCCAGGUGUCCAGAGGGCACCACUCUUCCUUCCGUCACGCCAGGGCCGACUUCGCCAAGUGAAGGCGGUGGACAACUCCAGGACACAGCCUGUAGUUUUGGUGUUUGUGGAGAGUAUAUACUCCCAGCUGGGCCAGGAGAUUGUAGCCAUAUUAGAGUCUAGCCGCUUCCACUACCGGACAGAGAUUGCUCCUGGUAAAGGUGACAUGCCCACAUUGACAGAGCAUAACCGUGGACGCUACACACUGAUCAUCUAUGAAAAUGUGUUGAAAUAUGUCAAUCUGGAUGCUUGGAACCGUGACUUGCUAGACAAGUACUGUGCUGAGUAUGGAGUGGGUGUCAUUGGCUUCUUCAAAGCUAAUGAAAACUCUCUUCUCAGUGCACAGCUCAAAGGUUUCCCCCUUUUUCUGCACUCACAUCUUGGACUCAGGGAUUACCGCAUAAACCCCAAUGCUCCUCUACUUUACAUCACCAAGCCCAACCAGGUUGAGCAAGGCUCUUUACCGGGGGAUGACUGGACCGUUUUCCAGUCCAACCACUCUACCUAUGAACCAGUGCUUCUGGCCAGCACCAAGUCCUCUGAGGUACUGGCACAUUUUGGACCCAGCCCCCUGAGGGCCCUCCACGCCACAGUGGUCCAGGACUUGGGGCUCCACGAUGGCAUUCAACGCGUUCUAUUUGGGAAUAAUCUCAACUAUUGGCUUCACAAGCUAGUGUUUGUAGAUGCCAUUGCCUACCUGACAGGAAAGAGACUGUGUUUGUCCUUGGACCGCCACAUCCUGGUUGACGUGGAUGAUAUUUUUGUUGGCAAAGAGGGAACCCGUAUGAAGGUUUCAGAUGUAGAGGCAUUGCUCAACACUCAAAACAAGCUGAGAGCUCUGGUUCCUAAUUUCACCUUCAACUUGGGAUUUUCUGGAAAGUUCUAUCAUACAGGGACUGAUGAGGAGGAUCGGGGAGACGACAUGCUGCUGCAACACAGAAUGGAUUUCUGGUGGUUUCCUCACAUGUGGAGCCACAUGCAGCCUCACCUCUUUCACAACGUCAGCGUCUUGGCUGAACAAAUGAGGCUGAACAAGAUCUUUGCUCAGGAGCAUGGCAUCCCCACAGAUAUGGGCUAUGCAGUGGCUCCACACCACUCUGGGGUUUAUCCAGUUCACAGUCAGCUGUAUGAGGCCUGGAAGUCUGUGUGGGGCAUCAAGGUGACCAGCACUGAGGAAUACCCUCAUCUGAGGCCAGCUCGUUACCGCCGUGGUUUCAUCCACAAUGGGAUCCAGGUGUUGCCGAGGCAGACCUGUGGGCUGUUCACCCAUACGAUCUUCUACAAUGAAUACCCAGGAGGUUCAAAGGAGCUGGACAAGAGCAUCAGAGGAGGAGAACUCUUUCUCACUGUCCUCCUAAACCCUAUCAGUAUCUUCAUGACCCACCUGUCCAACUAUGGCAAUGAUCGGCUGGGUCUGUACACGUUUGAGUCCUUGGUGAAGUUUGUCCAGUGUUGGACAAACCUCAAUCUGCAGACGUUGCCCCCGGUCCAGCUCGCUGAGAAGUACUUUCAGAUCUUCCCUGAGGAGAGAGACCCACUCUGGCAGAACCCUUGUCAUGACAAGAGACACAAAGAUAUCUGGUCUAAAGAAAAGACUUGUGACAGACUCCCCAAGUUCCUUGUCAUUGGACCACAGAAAACAGGCACUACAGCGCUUCAUUCAUUCCUGAGCCUCCAUCCAGCAGUCACCAGCUCCUUCCCCAGCACCACCACCUUUGAGGAGAUCCAAUUCUUCAGUGGAGCAAACUAUGACAAUGGAAUUGACUGGUACAUGGACUUCUUCCCAUUCCCUUCUAAUGUCAGCACAGACUUCAUGUUUGAAAAGAGUGCCAACUACUUUGACACAGAGGUGGCUCCUAAGAGAGCUGCUGCCUUGCUACCCAGAGCCAAAAUCCUGGCAGUCUUCAUUAACCCGUCUGACAGAGCGUACUCCUGGUACCAGCACCAGAGGGCCCACCAGGACCCUGCAGCCCUCAACAACACUUUCCAUGCAGUGGUGACUGCAGGCAUUUCAGCCCCCAGGGACCUGCAGGCCCUUCAGAGGCGCUGCCUUCAUCCUGGGAUCUACGCUACACACUUGGAGCGCUGGUUGCAACACUACCAGCCCAGCCAGUUGCAUAUCGUGGAUGGGGCCUUGCUGCGGUCCAACCCAGCACUGGUGAUGGAGGGGAUCCAGAGGUUUCUCGGUGUUACUCCCCUCUUCAAUUACACCCAGGCUCUAAUGUAUGAUGACAGCAAAGGUUUCUGGUGUCAGCGGGUGGAAGCAGGUCGAGCCAAAUGUCUGGGGAAGAGUAAAGGCAGAAAGUACCCGGAGAUGAGUUCUGAGUCACGUGCCUUCCUGGCAGAGUACUACCGUGAGCACAACAUGGAGCUGCUGCAUCUGCUGAACCGGUUGGGUCAACCGCUUCCGUCCUGGCUUCGGCAAGAACUCCAGAGCACAAGCUGGAGCUGAGGCCACAUGCUCACACACACACUCACACACAGACAUGCCACAGAGAAGAAAGCCGGGACUGGAGUCUGUGGGUGAGCCAACAUGUGGCUCUUGAUUAGACUGGACUACCUGAUCUGAAACCUACAGCAGCACACACUAAAAGAGCUGCAGCCGAUGUUCCUGGUUACUGCUCCUGUUCCACUACAGACCUCUCUCUAAUUGUUGGUGGAGAAGGCUACCACUGGACUGCUGAUUUGUUGCCAAUCUUCCUCGAGCACUGGACAGCCUUCAGCCUCAAUGUGUGAUGGACAGGGGCUGACACUGUAUUCAUCAGUUUGCUGAGGAUCCAGAGGACUGGGUGACCAGUAGGUGUGAGGCAUAAAGGUCAGACAGCCUUAAUCUGAGGACAGAAACUCAUAGGAUGAGACUGUGUGGAUGUGAGUGUAUGACUGGAUACAGGACUAACAUGCACAGUCAAACAGACACACACACAGAAACCUCAUCUGUGCACAAGAAUGAUUGUAAAGCAGUCGGUUUUCAAAAGAAGUUGUAUAUGUUCAACAACAUGGCUGUGAGCGUGAAGCAGACAGUACAUAUCCUGGUCCACAUGUCUCUGCUACUCACACACACAUACCUGCAGGUGUAGCCAACAGUUGAGGUGGUGCUAUCCCCUUUAUCCUCACAGUUUUCAACUCUGUUCACUGUUGUGACAGACAUAAAAUGGAUUGUAUAUGAAGACGGUCAAUGUAAAUAUCAUGUGUAUAAGUACACGACUGAAGCCCAGGAGUGGUCCAGGCUAUGCCCCACACUGACAUCCUAGGGAGGAGACAGCUUUAUGAAUCAAUGAAUAUUCACUGAGGUAAAGAUGGUUUUUGAAUGAUCAUUGACUGAACUCCACAUUUGCAAAGGUCUCCCUCCAUUCUCCUUUUUUUUUUUUUACUUUAGAUACCUGCUUUUAACCAAGGUGUCAUUAUUGCAAUUCUAAAUCUGAAAUGGAUCAAAAUGAACUCUUAAUUUUAAGGCGGAUCUGCGAUUUUUAUAUUUCAUUUUUCUCUCCACCUCCACCUUCUUUCAUGCGUCCAAAGAAAACAAAGCAAAACUUCAAAGGUGACACAGCUAGUGUAGUGUUAGCCUGCAGCUGCACUUUCAGACCCUUGUCCUGCGUGCACAAAGACAAUCAACUGGCUGCUACAAAGGUAACUGACAGUGCCAGAGAUGUUGGUUUAUUUCCUUUCUCUGAGAUCCUCUUAUUGAUUUAUUUGGGGAUUUUUGAUUUAUUUUCAGGGCUUGUUUUGGACAGAUUUUAGAAAAAUGAACUUUGGAACAAACUGAAUUUGAUGAUCUAUUGACCUUAGCUAAUCCAGAUAUGAUGGUCUAACAAAAGCAUUGCUGUCAGUGCUGAAAAAUAUGUUUAAAUCAAAAAUCAAUCAAUUGACAAUUUGGAGAAUCAUAACAUCCCUAAUGUUAACCUUCACCACAUAGCUGAUUCUUUUUUUUUAUAAUCCAUGUUUUCUCAUAUGGAGUGAACCACACAACACACUGUUGGGCAAAGGUUGGGUUGUAUGACUGGACCUUAAGUUAUUUGAGCAAAGUAGCAUCAGGUGUGUUUAUACAAGUUGAUGGACAAAGUUAGUCAGCCACAAAGCUCAAAAUAUGUGCGACUGAUGGCCUUUCCUAAGAGACGAUGUGUUUCUAGUGCUGACCAUUUUUAUUCUAAGAAAUGGUCUGCUAAUUGAAUUUGUCUGUAGAGACAAAUGUGAGCAUAAAGUGAUUUGCUAAUGAUGUAGUAUUGCAGAGACGGAUUUUAGAAUAUGUGGUUGAGAUAAGCUGAUACCCUUCCUGCCAGGUAAAUAUCUUUUACAGUCACCUCUGAAGUUUGGGACUUCUCCUUUGUGUUUAUAGCCUGAUGACAUCAUUAUAUCAUCAUCAGUGUUCUUUUCUCAGACUUGAAGAAGAAGCUCAGAACCACAGAAAACAUACAAAUGUUUUCAUGGACACAGGACCAACCAUGACUAGUAAAUUGACUUAUGUAAUAUAAAGUGACCUUAACCAGCUGCUAACAGUAUUGUGUGGUAUAAAAUGUGCUUUGUAAUUGUUUGUCAUCAAUCGAAAGUGUUUUCACCAUUUCAACAGUGAUAAAUAUUUAAACAGCUGUAUACAGUGAUCCUGACAUGAUGUCAUCAUACAGUACAGCCCUGGACCAGAGAUAUUUAAAACCCAGUGUGGGUUGAGUUUUACUGUGAGAGGGGGAUAAGCACCUCAGUCAGUUAGCACGCUACACCCUCAGACCCAGUACAUGUCAAGUAUCUUCUGAUAAAACAACACAACUGUCACCGGACACACUCACGCUCUUGUCCAUCUGAGGACAGUCACCCACACAUUGGACAGGAGAACAGACAUUGGAGCCAGUAUGGAGAUGAACAAGAAGCUGCUGUCCUGUUUUCUGUUUGUUUUGUAUAAAUGUCAAAAAGGACAACACUGUAUCAUCUCUAAUAAAUGCAUAGGGAGGUUGGAAAUGA